AUGGCGAGAAUCGCCUUUGCCUCAUCGCCGCCGAUAAAUUCAAUCCGUUCUCUCCGCCGGCAUUUCUCCGUUCUCGCCUCCGCUGAUCCGAGAACCCCCGAAAUGCCACGAAGCAGCCACCACAGCUCUCUCGAAGUCAUCGGCGGAGGAAGCGAUCGUUUCCUACCUGCUCUAAAAGAAUCACUCUCCAAAGCCUACGAUGCAUUUCCCUUAAUCGGAUUUAACCGACACGUGGAGACCAUCUACGCAGCUUUCUACCGCUCUGUUCCUUCCGUCAGACUCCGCCGCCAGUGUCUCCGCACGAAAGACGAAGGCUCCGUCGCUCUCGAUUGGGUCGCCGGCGAUGACAAUUACCUCCCUCCAGAAUCUCCUAUUCUCAUUUUACUGCCAGGUUUAACAGGAGGGAGCCAAGAUUCGUAUGUGAGGCAUAUGUUGUUAAGAGCAAGAAGCAAAAACUGGCGUUGUGUAGUGUUCAAUAGCAGAGGAUGUGGAGAUAGUCCUGUUACUACUCCUCAGUUCUACUCGGCUUCGUUUUUAGGAGACAUUGGUGAAGUGAUUGCUCAUGUUGGUGAUAGAUUCCCAAAUGCUAAUCUGUAUGCAGCAGGAUGGUCUCUUGGAGGCAACAUUCUUGUCAACUAUUUGGGUCAGGAAUCACAUAACUGCCCUCUUUCUGCUGCGGUUUCAUUGUGUAAUCCUUUCGAUUUGGUCAUAGCGGAUGAAGAUUUCCACAAGGGUUUUAACAAUGUUUAUGACAAGGCCCUGUCGAGAUCUCUUCGUAGAAUCUUUAGCAAACAUUCUCUUCUCUUUGAAGAUAUAGGAGGUGAAUUCAACAUUCCCAUGGCUGCAAAUGCUGAGACGGUUAGGGAUUUCGAUGAAGGCUUAACCCGAGUCUCAUUCGGUUUCAAAACAGUAGAUGAGUACUAUUCCAAGUCAAGCAGCUCCAAAUCUAUUAAAAAUGUCCGUACGCCAUUGCUUUGCAUUCAGGCAGCGAAUGAUCCGAUUGCUCCUGAUAGAGGGAUUCCUCGAGAUGACAUUAAGGCAAACGCAAACUGCAUGUUGAUAGUAACACCAAGAGGAGGGCACUUGGGGUGGGUGGCUGGUGAAGAAGCUCCAAGCGGAGCUCCUUGGACCGACCCUGUGGUUAUGGAGUUUCUGCAACAUGUAGAGAGUUGUGUAACCGUUAACGGAGAAAGAUUCUUGGAGGAUGCUCAUCAGAUGCAAGUCUAG
Microthlaspi erraticum is the source of this 1227-nucleotide messenger RNA. Lineage: Eukaryota; Viridiplantae; Streptophyta; Magnoliopsida; Brassicales; Brassicaceae. The record is from the annotation of a GenBank genome assembly.